Anopheles moucheti is the source of this 7477-nucleotide messenger RNA. RefSeq names its product methylcytosine dioxygenase TET (gene Csk). The transcript has 8 exons. Gene Ontology annotation, biological process: protein phosphorylation. The record is from RefSeq and is a predicted model, not a curated record. Gene Ontology annotation, molecular function: protein tyrosine kinase activity; ATP binding. NCBI's taxonomy places the organism in Eukaryota, Metazoa, Arthropoda, Insecta, Diptera, Culicidae. Bases 1 to 3795 code for a protein of 1264 amino acids.
AUGGUUACUACGAUUAAAAUUACCGGCGACGGUGUAUUUAUUCAGUCCAAUGGUGGUGUUGGUGGUGCUGGUGGAGGAGGUGCGAGACAGCAGCAGCAACAACAGCAACAGCUGCUAGCUGCUGAUGCUCUUGGCAGCACUGCCAUUGGCGAAGCGAAUCUGCCACCUUCGGAUGGACCAAUGGUGCACAACAGCAACGGAUCUCUGGACACGGUGGACAGUUCGGGUGCCAAUGAUACGAACAACAAUCACAAGGGCUAUCGAAACUUCAACCAUCGCCGAUACCAAUCGGACGAAGGACCCGGCUUCAUUGGUGUGCGGAAUGGCAAAUCCGACCGGACCGGUGGUGGAUCGCCGUCCGGGUCGUCCGAGAUGGCGUCGGGUGAGAGUGACGAUACGAUCGGUGAACCCGAUCCGACCCGCAAGCGAGACAAGUUUACGAUUUCCUUCCUAAACACACACCGCUCCAGCGGACUGCAGAACGGUGGCCACGGUAAGAGCAUGCUCAACCACAAGUUCAUCGUGUACAACAGCAAAAAGCCAAAGACCUCCUCGGUGCUUCACCAACAGUACUACCAGCAGAGCAUUGCCGCUGCCGGUGAGCUUGGCAAUGGCAGCGGCUCACCACCGUUACCAAUGCCGUACCAGAGCCACUACCAGCAGUACCUGUACAACCGACUACGGCCAUCCCUGUCCACCUCGGUGUUAAGUUCACCGUCACUGAUUAGCGGAACUGCUGCUGCUGCUGCUGCUUCGCUAGGCACUCCCUUGCCCCUUGGCCGUUCCGAUCAAGGCACGCUGUUGCGGCACGAUCGCGAACAACUGGAGCAACAGCAUCAGCUCUAUCAGAACGGCCUGUUCCAUCAGCAGCAUCGCGCGUUACUUGGUACCCCACCGGCCGCCAUACCAGGGUGGGCCAAGUCCACUUCCUGUCUGGUGACGGAUAGCGUCGCAACAAGUUCCUCCUACAGAACUGUCACCGCAUCACCGCUGCUGCUACUUCCAGAGCAACCUGUCGGAAGUCUAGCACGGCCCGCACCAGCCUCAUCGUCCAUGUCCUCACUCUCCUCAUCGCCGUCUUCGUUUUCCGCUGGUUCGCCGCCUUCGUCCGGGGCGAAUUCUUCAUCCAACACACCUCCACCACCUGUGUCGAGUGAAGUUCCAACGCCUCCUAAUGCUGCGCCGUCCUCCACAGCACCAACAACCAGCAGUAGUAGUUCCUCGACACCAACGACACCGUUACCUGUGGCGUCAAAGACACCAACUUCACCUCCAGCAGCAAGUACAUCAGCGCCAUCUACGCCAACGCACUCUACGUCACCACCACCAUCGCCAGCGUCUAAUAUUGAUGUCGAUGUGAGGGGUGUUCCACGGUUUGAUCGAAGCACCAAACCUGCGUCCGUCAUCGGCACCACCGAACAGCAGCAGCAGCAGUACCAGCCGAGACGGUUUCAGCACCAGCAGCGAUCAUUCGAGCUGCAGCACUCGGUGUCUACGUGCGAACAGCAGCGGCCGCACCACCAGCAGGCGGAAGGUGAAGAAGAAGAGGACAGUUUGCUAGUCUCGCGCCGCAACUCCACCGGAAGCAGCGUGGCGCUGAACGGAAUGAACAGCCACACGGCGGCAAUCAAUCUGCAGCAUCCGGGCACGGGACAGACGGCAGUGGUUGGUCACCAUCGAGGCUUCUCGUCGACGGUCGUUGCCGCCGCGAACUCUGCCGCCGCAUCCGCCUCCGCCACCGACUGUCCAUGGUUUUUGCCGCAUCAGAUGCCGCCACCGCCGACGGCACCGGCCCGCCAGCACAAGCGACCCGCACCGCAACCGGGCGGUGGCAGCGUCGGUGGCGGCGGCGGCGGUCCCGGCAAUCACAUGCAACCGCCGCAGUUCAUUAGCCCACCUCCAGCACCGCAGCAGCAGCACCACCAACAGCAGCAGCAGCAGCAGCAGCAACAUAGUCAGCAGCCAGCAAUCGUGCCGCCACCGCAAUUACCUCCACACACUGUUAACCCGAGUCUCAGUUCCAUCCACCAUCCGGUGCAGCAGCAGCUGGUUGCGUCACAGUCAGCACAGCAGCAGCAGCAGCAGCAGCAAUCACAUCAGCCACCGAUACCGCCACAUCCAGCGGUACAUCACAUACCAAAAUCACCGAACCAGCAUCAUCCACCUCAGCAGCAAUCGAUGCAGACGCCGUCGGUGCAACAGCACAACCCGGUGUCGUCGGCAGUUGGUGGCGUGCUGACCAACAAUCACCAUCCGACGGGACCAUCCGCUACCGGUGCGAGCGCGGCAGGACCAUCGACGACGACUGUGGCGGGCAAUGUCGCGGCCAGCCUGAUGUCCACUUCUAUGAACAGUGCGCAGUUACAGGGACACAUUCUCCAACCGGUCGGUGGUCUAACCGGUUCGGCACUUUCCAUCCAGCAGCAGCAGCAGCAACAGCAGCAGCAGUCAGUAAUACCGCCAGGCACGCAGCAGGUGCAUCACAUGUCCAACUCGUUGCACGGUCCCAUCGGGAUACCGUCGGUGGUGGUGCCACCGGCUGGGCACGAUGGAAGCAACGGAGUCGGUGGACCCGCUCCCGGCUGGAACUGUGUCCCGGUCGGGCUAUCCUCACCAACAACCUCAGCGGCGGCAGCUGCCCAGCGGAGAGCGGAAGUGAAUGCGAAACUAAACGCCAUGCCCUGGUUCCAUGGGCGAAUAAAGCGAGAAGAGGCAGAAUCGUUGCUGAAACCACGGGAAGAUGGAUUGUUUUUGGUACGCGAAUCCACCAACUUCCCGGGAGAUUACACGCUCUGUGUAUGCUUUAACGAGAAGGUUGAACACUAUCGCAUCAAGUACGUGGACAACAAGCUCACCAUCGACGAUGACGAAUACUUCGAUCAUCUCGGCCAGCUGGUGGAGCACUAUACGCUCGAUUCGGAUGGGCUGUGCACAAAGCUGAUGAAAGCACUGCCGAAGGAGGAAUUCUGCGUGAAGGAUUUCCAGGACAAUGGGUGGGAGAUCAAGAUGGAGGAUCUGCAGCUGAAGGAAAACAUCGGCAAGGGAGAAUUCGGCGACGUAAUGCUUGGCAUUCUCAAGGGUGAAAAGGUGGCGGUGAAGGUGCUGAAGGAUGCCGGCCGUGCGUCCAACAAAUUCCUUGCCGAAGCGGGCGUAAUGACUACACUGGAACACGAAAAUCUUGUCAAGUUUAUUGGGUUGGUGUUUCACGAUAAGUACAUCUACCUGGUGACGGAGUACAUGAGCAAAGGGUCGCUCGUCGACUAUCUGCGAUCGCGCGGCCGGCAACACAUUAGUCGGAAAGAUCAGAUCAACUUUGCCUAUGACACCUGCUGCGGUAUGGAGUAUUUAGAGACCAAAAAAGUGAUCCAUCGUGAUCUUGCUGCCCGUAACGUGCUAAUUUCCGAGGAUUGUGUCGCAAAGGUGUCCGACUUUGGAUUGGCACGAGACGAACGCUACACCGGCGACAGUAGUAAGCUUCCUAUCAAAUGGACAGCCCCGGAAGCGUUAAAGGAAGGCAAAUUCUCCAACAAAACGGACAUGUGGAGCUUUGGUAUUUUGCUAUGGGAAAUUUAUUCUUUCGGCCGUGUACCGUACCCACGAAUUCCUUUGGCCGAUGUGGUGAAGCAUGUCGGUAGCGGAUACAAGAUGGAAGCACCCGAAGGUUGCCCACCGGAAAUCUACGAAAUGAUGCGACAGGCGUGGGAUCUGGUGCCCGAAAAGCGUCCAACGUUUGCCGAACUUAAACGCCGCCUGUACAACUGUAAGCGUGAAACAGCAAACACGUACGUCACGUAAAGUGUAUCCCCGGCGCAAGGGUGGCAGACUGCGGCUCUGCGGCUCCAUCCAGCUGUGUAACACAAUCACAACGCGCAAACGAGGGCAGCUGGUGGUCAAAGUCAUCGGUACAACCGAGGGAAGGGCAUCAGUAAGGCUUAGAAGGGAUAUUGUAAAAACAAGCAAACAAACAAAAUAACAGGAGAUUUCUUCCAGCUUCCCAAACGAGAGAAUCAUACGAUCGGUUUGCAAAGAUUGGAUCCUUUCCGCUCGUUCCACGUUUUGUUUACCACGAAACAAUGCUGGAGGCGAAUUUUCAGCCGUGUUUUAUCGUUAUUAUUUGCAUUUUUCUCGCAGUGAACGGACUGCUCUUUCUACAGUGAGUUGAUCGUUUGGUCGUAGCGGCUAGCGAUCGACAGUCCGCUAAUGGGAGUUGGCAAGUUUUCCUGUCUCUCGUAUCUUACCGAAUCUGUGUGGUGUGCUCCGUGUUGUGUUGUCUAUUUUGUAGACCUUUGCACUGCACCAGCUGCAGCGGUCGCAUGGAUAUUUAUUAUUUGUGAUGUUAAUGUUUACUACCCUUUUGCAGAACUCCUGGCCGGAACAAGAUAACUGUUCUUUUAAAGAAUGAAUAACGAUUGUACUAUUGGGAAUAUAAAUAGGAGUAUUAACGCAAAGUGAACGCAGGGUGCAGAACGGAACCGACAACAAUAAUUAUCAAUAUGAUAUUCAUAUUUGUAAUUUAUUUUCAACCCUAAUUGUAUAUGAUAGCGCGCGAACUCUGCACACCCGCGUACCGUCACAAAAGCCAUCGAUUCCUUUCAUUGAUGUUUGCAUUCCUUCGUGUUCUUGUACGCAUCUCCCACACAACUAAUAAUCUCUCGGAAGCAGGGCAAUCAAAGAUCCAACAGGGUGGGAGAAACUCCUCCUGGUUCACGCAUAAUUUAAGAGACAGCAAACGCGCAAAGUACGAUCACUCGGGCAAGCAGUUAAACCACUUUUACUUUUAAUGCAAACAAAAUGAAAACAACCACACAAAAGUACCCCACUACGAAAGUAAACGAUGUAAAGCAAUUAUAAAAGCAUAGAAAUGGGGAGGGUAGUGUGUAGUAAAGGGACGGUAUAUCGAUAAACAAAUGUAACGCUUUACACUUUCUGAAUUCCUAACGUAAUACUGAUAGUAUUUAAAUCAGAAACCAAGAAUCAAUAGAGCAAAAUCGAAUCAGUCGGCACGUGUAUAAAAGAUUUAAAAAUGUGGGUGAUUAAAUUAUGGAUCGUUUUGUUUUUUUUUAUUAUUAUACUUAUUAUUAUAACUACUUCUACUACUACUGCUACUACUACAAUUACUACUGCUGCUGCUAUUAUUAUUACAGUGUUGCAAAUUGAUUCCAUUGUAUGACUGAGUGUUGAAGACAAGCCGAGGGCAGAGUUGUGUGCUUGUGUGAGUCAAUGGGUUUUUUUUGUGUGUUAAGGAUAAUCAGUAGAGUUUUGUUUGUUUACUUACGUAACGGUUACGUGUAAAGCAAUGUUUUAAAAGAAGAAUCUUGUGUACUUUAAUUGGCCACCAAGCAGUUGCGCAGUGUACAAUAGGAGUGGGAAAGCAUUGUUUUGUCUUUAUUUUAAUUUGUAAAUGAACGUUUCGUUUCAAAUCGUUUGGUUAACUAAUGUUUUAAUCCGGCCUGCGGCUAGAAUGUAAGAACCCAGCUACCAGUAGAACAGAAGCGCAAAACAACACAACGUUUACGGUAGGGUUACGCGGGUACGCACAACGUGAGCAAGGCGCACAAGACGUUCGUGGCGGCUCAAGAUAUUUUUCCAACGCAUCUCCCUGCAGAAGCAAAGCCAUCCGUGACCUUCUGGCGCCGUUUGUUAUGUGCUGCAUUUUAUUUAUAAACAAAACAAGGACCUAGCAAUUAGUGAACCAUACACACACACUCUCUCACAUCCACAUUUCCUACACUUCUGUACCAUUAACGCGCCCCUCGCGCGCGCGUUUGGUGCGGGCUUUUUUUAACUUGUAGUGUACAUAGGUCCGUAAGGUUUGCAGCAAAUUAUGAAUGGUGUGAAUUGUAACGUCAUUGGAUUGUAAAUGCAAAUUAAGCCACAGUGAAAAAAAGGAGAAAGAAAUGAAAGGCUAAAGGCUAGCGAUUGUUUGUCGGCCAUGCUCUGCGAUUAAACACGGAGAAUGUGCAUCAAAGACUAGAAAAAGAAAAACAAAACCCAGAAUCAGUUAUCAUCCACCAGCCUUGUUACCAUUCCAAGUAAAACGACGAUCCAAAACAUCGUAGCACAAACAUGAAGCUUUAAGCGAACGGAUGAUCGCUCGCGGAAAGCCUAACGGUCGGCGCACUGCUCUGGCUAUAUCACUCUGUUAGUAGUCGAAACUUCCCGUUUAAAUCCAUACCGCAAACAUGCAAAUCAUUCAAAGUCCAAAAUUUAAAACGAAACUCACUCAUAUGAUCAAUAUAGUCAAACUAGUUGAAAGGGAAAAUUAAACCUGCACCGUGAGGUAGAAAAGAAAAACGCCAAAAUAUCAUUACACACACACACACGUGCUAAUAGAGCGAGUGCAAACGAUGAAACAAUCUACCAUAAUUGCUAUAGAGGGCUUGAUUUCAGAAUAGCAUUUUAUUCAUUGACUAGAAUAACGAAUAUAAUAGCGACCGGUGAACAUACGUAGUCUAUAUCAAGGAACCAGCCAUUUAAACAGAAGCAGUCUAGCUCGGCAAACAAGUGCAAACCACCAAUAUCAAAUGGGAAUCAUCAAAUUAGCGAACAAAAAAGUAUGUAAUGGAACCUCCUCCACACAACACGCGAGUCAAACCGUUUUCAACAGAACCUAUAGAAUCAAAUACAAAGUCAUACAACCGAUAGUUCAAAUUUCAACAUAAACAUGCAUAUGUGUAAAACGUUUCGUAAUUGAAAAGCAACAUACAUUCAAAUUUCGCCAAAAGAUGCACUUAGCAAAACUAAAACAGCGCAUCAACAAGCCGGAUAAAAGAAACGCGCAAUUAUCAUUUUCAUUCAGGCCAAGAAAUAUAUAUGCGUUUAAAAUUUAACCAACGCACAAAUGAGUCAAUGCGAAGGCAUACUUGAAGCUCCUCUCUAUCAUUGCGUUGAAAUCCUCCCACUUUCAUACACAUUAGAAUGAACGGCGAAAAGCUUUGAAACCAUAAUUACCUUGCUACGUGAAGUAGGAACGACCCGAAACAGUAUGAACCGGGUGAAACGUGCCCAUUAACUAACGGAUAAAAAUGGGUUGCGAUUGUGAGAUGGAAGGACACGGCAAAGGUAUGUUCGCGAAGCGGGUGUGUGUUUGUGUACGCUUUGGUGUAUGUGUUCAUGAUAGGCAGUGUGUGUGUGUGCGUGUGUGCAUCGGAUGGCACUGGGAAGGGGGGAACUAGGAAAGCUUCACAAUCAAUGGUUGUUGUUUGGUAACGAUGCGGCCGAACGAAUGCUGUUAGAAAACAACCGAAUCAAAACGGAAGGUAAUGGUGCAAUGUGCGUUAGGGAACGUUAUGGAAAGCAGUGUGGAAACUAUAUUACUAGCAAUGGAACGCGACAGGAGAGUGAAAAUACAAUUAAAAUUCUAUUCAGCAGUACGGAGGUUUGCGAUACCGGAGCAAGAAUACGUGAAAAAAACAAGGCAAAAAAUAAAACCAACCAGUACAUUGGAAAUUAUUCAAGUAAAUAUAAUAAAACAGCA